ACCUGGGCGGGCCGUGCCGCGGCUCUUCCCGUCUGGCCCGGCCCCCGCGACGGGAAGUGGGAGCGAGGGGCCGCGCUGGGACGGCCUGAGCCAUGGAUCGUCCCGGAACGUCGCUGCCGUGCCGGCUUCUGCUCGCCGUCUGCUGGGUGGUCACCGCGGGGACAGCGGCAGGAGCAAAAGUUCUUCCACCUCCAUCCAACCUGGACUACUCAUUUAUCCAAAUCUGCACCCUGAACUGGACGUGGAACCCCCCAGAGAACGUAAGCAGUAGCUGCGACCUGGAGUAUUCCAGCGACAUUGUGAUUGAUGAGAUCCCUCAGGACAAAAGAGAAUGGAGUAAGAAUCACUUUCGUGUGACGGAUACAUUCUUGAAUGAGGAAAUGCGUUUCAAAGUGAGAAGUGAAUGCAAGUACGACAACACCAGCAAGCCCAGCCGAUGGGUGGAGACCUCCCUCCUGCCAAAAGGUAUUCCAGGUACUGCUGCUGUUGACUUAAGCUGCAUUUGGCACAAUCUGGAGUACAUGGUUUGUACAUGGCGUCCUGGGGAGAAUGCAGGCAGUGAUACCAAUUAUUCGUUGUUCUACUGGUUUGAUGGUUUGAAAAACCAUAAGAAGUGCAACAACUAUUCUAUGCACCAAGGAACCUUUGGAUGCAUUUUCAAUUUUAGCUUCCCAAAACUCACCAAUACUUACCCAGCUAUAAGUAUUUUGGUUAGAGAUGAUUCUGAAGAAAUUAGGCCUGUGUGUACAAGUAAAAAUCCUACCACCCUUGUAAAACCUGCUACACCAAGAUGGGUUAAGCUGUCAAAGAUCAAUGAUGAAAUAUAUUUAGAAUGGAGUGAAUCAGACACCUUUCCACAAAAUUGUUUAUUUUAUGAAGUUGGAUAUCACAAUGGUGAUAUGGACAGCGCUCAGAUAAUUAAAGUCGAAACUAAUUAUACGUCAAUUCCUAGCGUUGAUCCUAAUAGCAAGUACAUCUUCAAAGUGAGAGCAAAACCAAAGCCUGAGUGUUACAGCAGCAAACUCUAUAGUGACUGGAGCGAAGAAAAGAGUAUUGGUGAGAAGACAGACUCUACAUUCUAUUUUGUUUUAAUAAUCGCCCUUCCAGUAACAGUAGCAGUGUCUACGAUAAUUCUACUAGUUUAUCUAAAAAGGCUGAAGAUAUUAAUUCUACCACCAAUUCCAGACCCUAGAGAAAUUCUUAAGCGCAUGUUUGGAGAACAGAAUGACGAUUCCCAGGGUUGUGCAAAGGAUGAUUCUGUGAAUGCUUUUGACAGGUUUAUUAAAGAAGAAGAAAUUCAUUCUUUAAUUUUAACAGAAACUCCAGAGUGUACUAAUUCUGAAAAAGAAAACCGAUAAACUCUGCUUUACCAGUGAAAGAUGAGGAAGCUUUCAUUCCUGCUCAGGUGACAAAGUAGAUGUGAAGAGGCCUGCAAGACAUUCACCAACUUUCACCUUACUGAGUCCUUUCUAAGUCUUAUUUCUCUGAUAUUCAGGAGAUACAUCACUAAGAGUGGCCAUUCCUCCAUCUCUGCUAGAAAUACUCAUCUUGGAUCACUUGAGAUGAGCUUGUACAUAAAUUUCAUCUGACUACAUUGCAGUAUCUCUUGUUCUGGCUCCAGCCAGCUCUGCCUUACUAUUUGUCAUUGGCUCUUGUGUUUGUGCCUCACAUUAGACUGUAAAAGGGUUUUUUGGAGCAAGCACUGUGACUUCUCUGAAGUAUUCGGCUCUGUUUUGCUGCAGAUGAGAUGAGGUUUGUUUACAGUAGAUGGCUCGUUAGUGCUACUACAUGGAACUGCUGCCCAGUAGGAUGGCAGAGCAUGGACUAUUGGUGGCAUGGACCAUUUGUGGAUGGCCUUUCCAGAGGGCAUUUACUGACUGACCAUCUUACGCUUCUGGAUGAUGUGCAUCAGCUGUGGCCUGCUCAAACCCCAUGGAAGAGGGUUGUUUUUUCUUCAAAAGUGUUUAUGAAAAAGCCUCUCUGCUUUCCCGAUGGUAUUCAUACUACUUAAAAAAAAGCUUGAUUUUUUUUUUUAACCUUUCAAGUGCCUGUCCUCAUACAUCGUGCCUUCAUGGGCUUCUUGGGUUAGUUUUGUUUUGUUUAAAAUGAUAAAUAGAAUUUUUUACCUGUGUUGUACAGUGGCACAUAACUGUAUUGAGUCUCAACCAGACUGUGAUUCUACUUUGGCCAUAUUGGCCUGAAAACACCUGAUAUUUGGAAGCUAAGUCAUCCUGAAUCUGUCCAGCGAAACUACCAGGAUGGAUGGAUGAGUCUAAGGAGCUUUGGUCAAAUUGAUUAGCAAGUGCUAAACCACUGAAACUGAAUUAAUUCAAAGACUUCAAGACCCAUCCUUACUGCUGAGCUGAUGGAUUUGUGGGAAGAGGGGAUGACAACCAACCCUUUCUAAGGGAUAAGCUUUAUUCUUUCUGUAGUGAUAAGGCUGUGAUUUGACCUUCCCGUCUAAGAGCUUAGCAAUUUAACACAAGGUGCUGAUUUGACUUUUUUAAAAAGAAUUACUUCUGCAUUUUACUGCAGCAGCUUGAUGACUUUUUUUUGGUCAUUGUUAAUUCAUGAAUUUUCUUGUUUGUUUUUUGAUGGUUUUGUUUUGAGGUUGCUUUACCCAGCAAAGCUCAACAGGUAUUUUCUAGCACAACUGUGACAUUGCUCUGAAUUCUGAGCAUUAGUUUCGACCCUGUGCAGCAAGGGUGUUAACAGCAGUACACUGAUUGUGCUGGAGGCAGGAAGUAAUAUUAUGGGGAGAAAGGACUCCAUGCAAGCUGUUUAUGGUCAGUCUUCAGGAAUUUCUUGCUCGUCCAAGAUAAAUGCAGACCCAUUAGUCAUUGAUAUAGUCAGUCUAAGCAGACUGAGAAGAAGUUUGCUAGAACAAACUCUAUAGUCAUUAACCUUUUAAAGUUCAGCCAUGUCCUCAAACCCUAUUCAAUCUAAAAUCUGAAAUGAAAUGCUACAUUUUUGGAACACAUUGUUCUGUAAGAAGUAGAACCAACAGAGCUUGAUUUUUUAGCUACAGAUUUACAUCCUUUACCCUCUUACUUAUUCCCUCUUUCUCAAUAAACCAAUCCCCCCUGAGCGGUUCAAAUACAAAUUCCUCCACGUCUCUCAUCUCCUUUCUACCACCAGUAACAAGAGGUAGAAAUGAUGUAGCAGAACUAGCAGACCCAAUAUCAGCUUCAAUCUUCUACUUACAAUCAGGCUAACAAAAAAAAAAAAAGAGUGGUUAGUGAGACAAAAUGAGAAUAAAGCCUCAGGGAUUUCAGUGAGAUAAAGCAAAACUCAGGUUAUACAAAGUCAGUGAGCAUCACUAUCUGAUAUUCCAGAGGUGGGUGAAAAGGUAACUGAAUUCCUGUGCCAGCUGCGUUCCCUCUCCCCUGCAACACUUACAUCAUUACAGCAAUAUAAAUAUUUCUCAAAUCUACCUCAUCUAGAAUGAUGCUCAUCAUAGACCACUAGACAAACAGAAAUGUAUGAUUUCAAGAUAAGUAAGCAUAGCAGUGCAAUAUUGUGGCUUUCAGUAUAGCCAUCCAGGAAGAUGAUCCUCGGUACUUUACCCUAAAUUCUUUUGACUUUUGUUUUGGUGUUUAUGGUAAAAAAAACCCAAAGCUUAUUUGUUCAAAUUCAUACACCCAAAGGAGUGGAAAAAAAAAAUGGUCUUAUGCCAAAAGGAAGACUUCAAUGCAGAGGAUGGUUUAGAUCAUUAUAUAGAAAUGUUUGGGGUAAUUCUUUGUCUCCCAAAUAAUAGUAAUUGACACACUUCCUAAUGGAUGGAUUUCUUGAGCCUGUGUUUUGGCAUGUAAAGUGUCUGAGUAUAUUUUUAUGUUAGAAGUGUCUUGUUUAUGGUUAGGGGUUUUUUUUAGCUUAAAAUUUCCCAAAUUUUGCUAUCAUUUGUUUGUUCUUCAUUGCAGUUACUUGAUCUGUAAGUUUGUGUAAAGAAUGAAUAAAUAUGUCUGAAUGUUUUUUGAUAUAA
Messenger RNA from Columba livia (rock pigeon), 3982 nucleotides. RefSeq names its product interleukin 13 receptor subunit alpha 1 (gene IL13RA1). The record is from RefSeq and is a predicted model, not a curated record. The transcript has 10 exons. Bases 93 to 1358 code for a protein of 421 amino acids. Gene Ontology annotation, cellular component: membrane; external side of plasma membrane. Gene Ontology annotation, biological process: cytokine-mediated signaling pathway. Gene Ontology annotation, molecular function: protein binding; erythropoietin receptor activity. NCBI's taxonomy places the organism in Eukaryota, Metazoa, Chordata, Aves, Columbiformes, Columbidae.